Messenger RNA from Coccinella septempunctata (seven-spotted ladybird), 1936 nucleotides. RefSeq names its product rhomboid-related protein 2-like. Bases 198 to 1406 code for a protein of 402 amino acids. The record is from RefSeq and is a predicted model, not a curated record. Lineage: Eukaryota; Metazoa; Arthropoda; Insecta; Coleoptera; Coccinellidae. Gene Ontology annotation, molecular function: serine-type endopeptidase activity; calcium ion binding. The transcript has 6 exons. Gene Ontology annotation, cellular component: membrane.
UUAAAACCGAAAUAGCGUGCAACAAUUGACAUCGUGGAUCGCGGCCGGAACCCAUUCAUAGUUUCACGGUCGCGUUAUAAGGUGUUUUUAGCCGGCGAGUACUCAUAUAGCGCUCAGGUUAUCGUCGUUAUACGAUAAGAGAUAAGUUUUGAGAGCGCGCGAGAUAAACGUAUGGUGCGAUCGGUGUAGGUAUCGAUAUGGAGUUUUUAGACGGUAGAAAGACAAAAAGUGCGCCCACUACGCCCACGACGGACCCCCCGACUAAGCCUUCGUAUCUCAGAACUUUCAGCACCUUCAGCAGGAUGAGCACCGAGUCGGAAAGGGUCAGGAGGAGGCAGAGGUACAAGAGGAUUUUCGACGAAUGUGACAGAAAUGGAGAUGGAGUUGUUACAGCGAAGGAGUUGUACAAGACAUUGAGGAAAGAACACAACAUAGCACAUCACGUAGUUUUCCAACUGUUGGAUUUGGCGGAUAAGGAUGGAAACGGCGAGCUAACGUUCGACGAAUUCCAAAUUCUGAUAGAACAUCCCAAACUCACACCGCUGUUCAGGGGAGCCUUCACGAAGUACGUCGAAACCAUCGUGCCCCCCAGGAGGAUAGGACAGAAGGGUAGGAUACGUGUUGCCUUGGAAGAAGACCAAUCGGAUUUAGCCUACGAACAAGAAUUUUCCUGCUGCCCGCCUCCCAUAGGCCUCCCGAUAAUGGCAUUGAUCACAGUCAUACCCUUCAUCAUCGACGAAUAUUUAGAACCGAACUCCACGCUAUCCGCUAGCGGAAAAUUGGGUAGAUGGCUCUUAUACGACCCGGCGAGGCGAUACGAGGUUUGGAGGUUCUUCACAUACAUGUUCGUACACAUAGGGUAUACCCAUCUGGUGGUUAAUCUGUUAGUCCUUCUGGUUCUUGGAUUACCCCUCGAGAUGGUACACAAGAGUUGGAGGGUUCUUUCGAUCUAUUUCGCUGGAGUUUUAGCCGGCUCCUUGGCGACGUCUGUGAUAGAUCCCCAGAUAAAACUUGGGGGCGCAAGCGGUGGAGUAUACGCAAUCAUUACUGCACAUAUUUCAACGCUCAUACUGAACUGGAAACAAACCGCAUUUGCUUUCUACCAGAUGAUAAUCUUCCUAGGAAUAACUGUCGUAGAUUUGGGAACAGCUUGUUAUGGCCGUUUCAUUUCGUCCAAUUCUUCCAGCGAACAGAUUGGUGUUGUAGCGCAUUUAGCCGGAGCAGUGGCAGGAAUAUGUGUCGGAAUAGACAUCCUUAGGAACUUGGAAGAGGAUAGGUGGGAGGUUUAUUUCAAGUGGAUCACGCUGGUAAUAUUCGGGAUGGUCAUGGGUUCUAUGAUCGUGAUAGAGGUGGCGUGGCCUAGUCACUUUCCGCCCAUGGAUUACACGCCUAUGGACGUAUCUUGAACCGACGUACCAACUAUCAUAGCUAAGAACCAAAAUGUAUCAAUGUUUAUAAUUAUGUAAAUAGGAGGUACAUACUACAAACUAACAGUAAUUUUUAAUGAAGCAACUGUGAUCUCGUGUCGUAGCUAACCUAAUCAAUUAAGUUAUUAUUGAAAGUAUUUAAUUUAAGGAGUGAGAUGAAUUCCGUGUGUCCAUAUUGGAAUAUUCUAAUUUUUUUAAAGUUCCUUCGUCAUUGGCACUCACAAUCGGUGAAAGCACUUAGAAGUGAUGAAUCGAAACUUUUAAAAAAUUCAUAUCUCACUUCUACAUCCACCAGUUUUAAUAAAAAGACGGACUGCACGAAAAACUUGCCUUAACUUCAACAUAUAGUUGAUUUAUAUGACUUAUCCUACUUAUUCACAAGAUAUAAAUUAUCUUUAUAAGGAUCUUCAUGGUCACUCUAUUUAUUAAUUUUUUAUACUACUUAAAAACAAUUUCAGACUUUGUUUUACAAAAGACUGUUGUAAAAUACGUAUUUUUCAAAUAAAUUU